Messenger RNA from Euleptes europaea (tarantolino), 1386 nucleotides. RefSeq names its product RAB5B, member RAS oncogene family (gene RAB5B). Gene Ontology annotation, molecular function: GTP binding; GTPase activity. Bases 165 to 812 code for a protein of 215 amino acids. The transcript is spliced from 6 exons. Lineage: Eukaryota; Metazoa; Chordata; Lepidosauria; Squamata; Sphaerodactylidae. The record is from RefSeq and is a predicted model, not a curated record.
CAUUCUCGCUCCUCCUUCCGGCACAGUGAAGGAGCCACUUAACUGUUGUUGGAGGAGGUUGUCAACCUGUUCUAAACCAAACAUCCUUCUGCUCACAACAUCUGGUCAGCGGUUGGUAGGUUUUUGCAUCGGCUGGGGCACAGGCUGCUCUUGGAAUCCAGGCCAUGACCAGCAGAGGAGCUGCCAGGCCAAAUGGUCAAUCACAAGCCAGCAAGAUCUGUCAGUUCAAGCUAGUACUGCUGGGUGAAUCAGCAGUAGGCAAGUCCAGCCUGGUGCUGCGUUUCGUCAAGGGUCAAUUCCACGAGUACCAGGAGAGCACCAUAGGUGCGGCUUUCCUCACACAGUCGGUAUGCCUAGAUGAUACAACGGUAAAGUUUGAGAUCUGGGACACAGCUGGCCAGGAGAGAUAUCACAGUUUGGCCCCUAUGUACUACCGAGGGGCUCAAGCUGCCAUUGUGGUGUACGACAUAACCAACCAGGAAACAUUUGCACGAGCAAAGACAUGGGUGAAAGAACUCCAGCGGCAAGCUAGUCCCAAUAUUGUCAUAGCCUUAGCGGGAAACAAGGCUGAUCUUGCCAACAAGCGCAUGGUAGAAUAUGAAGAGGCCCAGGCCUAUGCAGAUGAUAACAGUCUGUUGUUUAUGGAGACAUCAGCCAAGACAGCAAUGAAUGUUAAUGAUCUCUUCCUGGCGAUAGCUAAGAAGUUGCCAAAGAGUGAGCCCCAGAGCACAGGUGGUGCCGUUGGUCGGAAUCGAGGCGUGGACCUUCACGAGCAGUCCCAGCAGAACAAGAGCCAGUGUUGUAGCAACUAAAUGGUGGCGCUCAAAGCAGCCAGCGAGAGAUAAGAUAUAACCUCCAUUCCCACCCCACUCCGCCACACCUCACCUCUAAUAACAGCAUCGGCGCGUUUGGAAGCCGGCCCCCUUCCUUCUCCUGAGAGCUCCGUUUAACUGCACUUCUAAUGCUUCAGAAACCACCACCAGACGUCUGUUACCACCACCCCAAGGAAAGUGGAGAUAGACCGACCGGGGACUUAACUUCCAAAAAAACUCUUCUUCACUUUGUAUUAUAGGUGCAAAUAGCUACCUACUUACUUGGAUUCUCCUACUGUUUUCUCCCAGAUAAUAUUCCUCCUUUUGUCUCUCCUCCCCUAUCACCGAUAAAAUGUGUUCUCGGUCCCAUAACCUACUCUCUCCACCUCUACCUCCCUUUCUUUUGUUCAAUGCUGUGUGGGAGGGUCAAAGGUGAGGGGUAACUUAAUUCUUGUAGUUUCGUUUUUAAGAGCAAGGUUAAUGGGUUUCCUCGGGAAAUGGUUUUUGAAGAGGUCCCCUCAGAGUUCAUUUUUAUUUCCUGUGUUCAAUGUUCAGAAAAGCUGCAGUGUCCUUA